AUUAAGCAAUUAGCUUCUGUUGCUUGCAGAUUCUGGCGCCAACGUCUUUAAACGUGACUAUCACAAAGUAGGAAUAGCUGAAAUAAAACCAAAAGUUUUACUUAUAGUUUUUGUGUCAAUGGUGGAUAUAGGAACAAAAUAUUUGUUUUUUGCAACUAUGAUCAUUAUGGAAUUCGCAAGAAUAGAUUCUCUCUUGUGUAAUUUCUUCGUGAUAUUACAACUGGUAAUAUUUCACUCCGGAUAAGAAUAGUUAGGUUACUGCCUUCGAUUAUCGUGGAAGUAUAUGUCGAAAUCGUUGACGUUUGCCAUAUAUAUCUAUCCGUGUGACAAAUUCUGUUAGAUUGAAAGGAAACAUAGUAUGACAGUAACAAAAACGAAUAGCACGCCGACAAGUGCACAUACAGUCAAUAACGCAACCGAAAAUAAAAAAAAGAAGAACAAAACUAGAAAAAUAGAAGAACUGCUAAACAAUGAAGAUGAUAUUACUUGGGAAGAUCGGGCACCAGACGGCGGCUGGGGAUGGAUAAUUGCAUUGGCGAUGAUAUUUACUUAUAUUACCACGAUUGGCCCAUCACCGUCAUUUGGGAUAUACUUUGGCGAUUUCAUUCAAGCUUCUGGACAGGCUGGCUUGGCAUCAGGUCUCUUCAAUUCCUCCUUCAUGAUCAGCUUCUCUAUUGCAAGCUUGCUGACCAACACUUUGUUGAAAAGAUAUUCUACAAGACCGGUCGGAAUUGCAGGAGCGCUCUUAUUCGCAAUAACAGACAUAAUGCUGGCGUUUGUCAGAAACAUAUUUGACAUGGCAUUUCUUUUUUUAAUACAAGGUUUUGGAUUGGGUCUAAUCAUAACAGUCUGCAAUACGGUUUUCAAUGCGUACUUCGUGAAAAAAAGAACGAAAGUGAUGAGUGCGGCGCAAGUCAUCAUCGCGUUGGGUGGAAUCGUUUAUCCAACAUUAAUUGAAAAGUCGAUGAUACUGUAUGGUUUUCGCGGUACCUCAGCGAUUAUCGGCGCAAUAAGUCUCAAUGGUAUCGUCGGCAUGGCACUGAUGCAUCCCGUAGAAUGGCACCUCAGGAACAUUGAUGUCGUUCGUGCUGAGAAGGCGCGUGAAAAGGAACAAAAGUGUCAAGAACUGGCAUUGUCCAGUCAACGUUAUUUGACCAUCGACGUCAUUCCUACAUCCUCGAAGACUAAAUGGAGCAGUCUUCAAAGUCUUAAGGAAGAAAGCGAUAUACAAGUGCCCUUAUUAAACGACACGUUUAAGCCUUCUGCGCAGAGAGUCGCUUCAAUCUCGGAACUCGAGAGUGAAAUUCGGGAAAGGUCGAAAUCAGUAUCUAUGCGAGAAAAUUUAACUAGGCGGAUGUCAGCUUUAUCCGCAUCCAGCGUAGUCAAUUUGGCGACUAGCGUCGGUGCAUUGGGUGAUAUACGUCAACAAUAUCUGGAAAAGCGAAACUCGAAGGACCAGACAAAUAAAGAAAUUCUGAAAGAGAGAGAGAAUGAGAAGGAAAACGCCGAGGAAAAACAAGAGGAGUCAAAGUACAAGAAAUUUGUGAAGGAGCUUCUGGACAUGUCGCUGGUAAAAGAUUGGGCUUUCAUGAAUUUAUGUAUUGGCGUUUCUUUGGUGCUCACCGCCGACUAUGCCUUCUCCUCUUUUCUGCCUUUAAUCAUGACCGAUGUGGGAUACACAAAACGCGAAAGUGCGUUAACUAUUACGAUUAGUGGAAUUGCUGAGCUGGUGUCGAGAGUUUUUCUAGCAGCUUUCACAAUGAUAGUGGAUGUAAAGGCAAAAUAUCUGUUCUUCGCGGCUAUGAUUUUGAUGGAAUUCGCAAGAAUAGGUUUUUUAUUAUGCGAACAUACGCUUAUGGGCGCGUUAAUUAUGACAGCGUUAAUCGGUUUCGCUCGUUCGUGGCUGUUGGUUCCACAGAAUAUAGUCAUUAUCGAAGAUGUUAGCAUAGAACAGUUUGCCUCGGCUUACGGUAUCUUUGGCAUUAUUAGUGGUUUAGUUACUAUAGUCUGCGGUGCUAUCGUAGGAUUUGUUAAGGAUUGGACUGAUAGCUACGAUAUGUAUCAAAUCUCUCUACUAGUAUUACAUGGUGCAUUUAUUAUACCUUGGGCUCUACAGUUUAUCUUCGUGGAUCUUAGAAAACAUCGAAAGCAACGCGCACAGAAAGUCAUUAUAAAAUCUAUAUCCAGGAAAGAAUAAAGGAUAUGUGACAGGUGUUAUUACAAAUUUUUGAUCCAACUCAACGAAUGCGUGAGUGAAAAGAAAAAAGCAAUUAUCAAUUAAAUUACGUUAUCGUGCUUGUUUCUUCUAUAAUACUGUUAGUUUUAUUAUUUAGCCCUGUUAAUUUUCAUCUUUAAUGAUGUAUAUCAGUGUAGAUUUUUUCUUAUA
Molecule: messenger RNA, 2386 nt
Organism: Nylanderia fulva
Lineage: Eukaryota; Metazoa; Arthropoda; Insecta; Hymenoptera; Formicidae
Product: monocarboxylate transporter 9-like
Biological process (GO): transmembrane transport; monocarboxylic acid transport
Molecular function (GO): monocarboxylic acid transmembrane transporter activity
Source: RefSeq, a predicted model, not a curated record